GAGCAGCGGCAUUCAAGAUGGCGGGGGUGCGCUGGUCGUUGAAGCUCUUUGGGCUUUUCCUCCUCUUGGCGGAGAGUUGUCAAAUAUUGGCAGGAAGUGUAACAACUAACAACCCAAACCCUGUGGUAAACGAGUUUAGCGAAGUUUUGUUAUCCUGCAUUACCACCUAUGAUCAAAAUGAUGAACUUCGUGUCGAAUGGAAAAAACUCAACGCUGGCACAGAUUUAGUAUAUUUUGAAAACGAGCUUCGAGGAGACUUGAUUGAUCGCGCAAAGUUCAGAGAGUCGUCUAUAUAUAUACACAACGUGACUCGGAAAGAUACUGCAGUAUAUCGCUGUGAAGUUGUACACAAAGAGAAGGGAUAUUUGGGUGAUGUUUCUAUUAAUCUAACAGUGCAAGUGAAACCAAUUGCACCAAAAUGUGCUGUCCCUAAAUCAGUGCCAGUGGGGAAGACUGCAAUUUUGACCUGUAAUGAACACGAAGGCUAUCCACCAUCCACGUAUACUUGGUACAGAAAUGGUGACGUUCUUCCAGGUGACCCGAAAUCCAAUCCAAAAUUUCUCAAUUCUUCUUAUAAAAUAGACUCCAAUACAGGAACUCUGCGCUUUACUGUCAUCUCAAAACUGGACAUUGGAGAAUACCACUGUGUUGCGGAAAAUAAUGUUGGACAUGCAAAGUGUGAACCUCAGCAUAUGGAAGUCUAUGAUAUCAAUAUCGCUGCAAUCAUUGGUGGUGUUCUUGUUGUAGUCCUUGUUUUAAUGAUUAUAACCGUCGUCAUCAGACUUGCAUAUAAACGAGGAUACUUCGCAAAGAAACAGCCUCCAAAAGGUUACCAAGCUUCCUCUAAAGCAGAUGAUGUUGAUUAUGUCAGAUCAAAUCCUGUGGAUGAUGAGGGUGACUUCCGACACAAAUCAUCCUUUGUUAUUUGAAAGGGGAGAAGACCAGAAAAGUGAAGACAACAGAAAAAUACCUCUUAAAGGAACUCAAACCAGUAAUGAAUUUAAAUACUAGUUUUAUGGGCCACAGAUCCAUAAAAGGUUAAUACCAGAAUCUUGUAAUAUAAAAUUACUAUUUUGCCAAAGCUGUUGACCACUAUUUUCUGCCACUAAACAAUGACAUUUUUUAUUCCAUUUUCAUUUUUGAUACCACAUUAUCUUGGUGCUCGUAAUGAGAUCCCCUAAUCAUCUGCUGCUGUAAUAUAUGGCUAAGGGUCCUAAAAUCUGGUUCAGAAAAAUAAUUUUACAUAUUUAAAGUUUACUGCUUCUUGGCCAUUAUCAAUACAUCAAAAUCCAAACUGUAGGCCUAAAUUUCUCAAAAAUAAUUUACCCAUAAUUGGUUCAAGCCUUUUGAUCCAUAAAAUGGAUGUACUAAAUCGUCAAGGUGAAGAAUAUCUAAGGUGAUGAAUUCUUUUGAGGCCUAUCCAGGUCCCAUAUUUAUUUGAAAUUGUGAAACAAUUUAUUUUAUGUAAAUUUGUACAGAAUAUGCCCAAAAUAUCACUUAAGUAUUCUUUUAAUUCAUUAACCUGGAGCUCUCAGUAAUUUUUUCCUUAACUUGUGACAAGCAAACUGCCAAGAAAUGACUCUUAAACGUGGGAUAAAACAGAAAUCUGUAGGAGAUCACUGAAUAGGAAAAGUGUUUUCAAAGAUUCUUUGAGGUGCUCAGUACUUGUGAAUCAUGAAUUGCUGUAGUUCAUGCUGUUUAAAUGUUAAGCUAAUAUGCAGCAAUAUUUCAUGGCUUUAUAAAUUCAAACCAACCAAUUUGCCUGCCAUAAUUGCCCAGCACACCCAGGAAAGCAGUCAUUAAAUAAAACUUUAAAGAAA
Carcharodon carcharias (great white shark) is the source of this 1820-nucleotide messenger RNA. RefSeq names its product junctional adhesion molecule 3b (gene jam3b). Gene Ontology annotation, biological process: cell adhesion; angiogenesis. The coding region runs from base 18 to 929 and encodes 303 amino acids. NCBI's taxonomy places the organism in Eukaryota, Metazoa, Chordata, Chondrichthyes, Lamniformes, Lamnidae. Gene Ontology annotation, molecular function: protein heterodimerization activity; protein homodimerization activity. The record is from RefSeq and is a predicted model, not a curated record. The transcript has 10 exons.